Messenger RNA from Caenorhabditis briggsae, 990 nucleotides. NCBI's taxonomy places the organism in Eukaryota, Metazoa, Nematoda, Chromadorea, Rhabditida, Rhabditidae. The transcript is spliced from 5 exons. The record is from RefSeq and is a predicted model, not a curated record. The coding region runs from base 1 to 990 and encodes 329 amino acids.
AUGUCUGACACUGAUAGUGCGUUUAAAACUUUAAAAUGGGAAUCUUGGAAAAUGAUUCACCAGUUGGCUUCGGCGAUUCUUAUUUGGACAUUAAUAGCAGCAAUGGUUUUGCCAAUUAUAGUCACACCAAUUUAUAUAAGUGUAUUCCGGUCAAAUCGAGAACGGGAUCGAACGACACCUGUGUAUCCCAUCACUUAUUAUUUCUACAAAAUGGUUUACGCCUUUUAUUUGACAAUAAUUUUCCUAUUCCUAUUGUAUCGUUAUGAGUUUCUACCUACCGAAUUUUACAGUAAAUGCCUAGCUGCUGUUCCCGUCUUAUUUGCUGUACAUUUGGUGCAUGUCCACCAUAUUCUUAUAUCCUGUUUAGCAAUUCAGAGAUUCCUUCUGUACUUUUUUCAAAAUUCGGAGAAAUUCGUUAGUUUUGGACUCAAAACUACCACUAAAAUCAUAUAUUUGAUUCAUUUUGUAUGCUUCAUUCCGUUUCCUGCAGCUUUUCUCAUUAAUAAGUUCAUUUUGAAUGAUAUUUAUGAUAUGAGAGAGUUUUCAAUGCUUUUAUCAAUGACAUAUAUAAAAUGCCUGAACUGGAUUAUUAUAUCGUCUGCAUUAUUAUACAUUCCAAUACACAUUAGUAUAUAUCGUCUUCGUCAUUUACAAUCUAUUGAAAAACAAAAACCCCAUAAAUACAUUCUUUAUCAAACAAUUAUCCUGUUUUGUUUCAAAAUUGUUGAGUCGUUAUCUCUUUCAAGAGUAAUACUGGACAAUCGGGAAGAUCAGUUAUUUGCACCAACUGUAGCAGAUAUUUUUGUCACCCCAUCACUGGUUCAAGUACCGUAUCUUUUUUGUAAUCGACGAAAUGUUCAGGCAAUGAGAAAACGAUUAUCACUGAAAUAUGUAUGGUCUAAAAUAAGGAAUCGAAAUAAUCGAGUGGGAGGAAUUAAUAAUAGUAAUAAUCAAGAUACAAUUUCAUAUAUUCAAUCGAGGAAUGUUUAA